CCUUUUUCUCGUCCCAUACAUCAUAUCCUUAGACUAUCGCAAGACAAAAUUUCUUGAAUCAAAUCAAUGGACGCACCUAUAUCACCAGCUUCUGCCUCCGUGGUAGAACCAGUUCGGAGUAACUCAGAGAAAACACAACUCUCCAAAUGGCACCAAGCAGGUAUUCUUACUUCAGCCUUCGUCAUCAAUUGCACGGCCGGUGGUAUACUCUUCAGUUUUGGCAUAUAUCAAGCGCUCUAUGAGUCGAUGUCGUCGUCAUCGGAUACCGACAACCCAUUUGCAGGCUCCUCUCCAGCGCAAAUAGGUAUUAUAGGCAGCCUCUCUGGUUCAAUGAUGGCAAUAUGUGCACCAUUUGCUGUUGCGUGGGCUAAGCAUUUCAAUCCACGUGCUGUAAUAUGCGCUGGUGGGUUGCUUUUUGGUCUAUCGAAUAUACUGGCUAGUUUCGGCACAACAGUAUGGCACUUUCAACUUUCCCAAGGCCUUCUUCUUGGAAUAGCAGAAUGCCUAUCAUACCUACCGUCCAUGGCGGUGGCCCCAACCUGGUUUAGCGCUCAUCGUGGUGUCGCCAUUGGUACCAUAUCCGCCGGUACAGGCAUUGGUGGUCUUAUCUGGUCUCCAAUCACUACCGCUUGCAUUGACCGAUUCGGCUUUCGUGAUACCCUUCGCCUAACUGGGGCUUUGUCAGCAGUGCUCAUCUUUGCAGCAGGGUUUGUUCUUCGAUGGGAACCGUCCAUGGUACCAGAAUUGCAAGCAGACAAAGACGCGCUAUCUUUAGCGCAGAAAGUAUAUCGUGUUCCCUUGCCUACCAGGGAAUUGGCGAAACAACGCAAGUUCAUUGGGCAAGCCCUUGGGGCUGCCUUUCAAGGUGCAGCGUAUUACAUACCUACAUUCUUCCUAGCAGCGUACGCAAGGACCCUGAGGUAUAGCGAUCAAGACGGUUCAAAAUUCAUCACCGUUAAUAACGCCUGCAACGCUAUUGGUAAAAUAACGAUUGGCCUGAUAGCAGACAGACUGGGUCGUCUUAACACAAUGUGUCUAAGCACCAGUGUAACAGUUCUUAGUCUGGGACUCUGGAUCUCAAGCACUGUCAUUGGACAGACAGACCAAGCGAUAGCAAGGUCACUUUUUAUCUCCUUCACGGUAUUUUAUGGUCUCUUUGCCAGUUCAUAUGUCAGCUUAUUUUCACCCACUCUGGUAGAGCUAUUUGGACGGAGACAGUUACCAUUCACUACUGGCUUCAUGUAUCUUGUCCAGGGACUGACAGCGCUAGCUGGAACCCCAAUUGCAGGUGUCCUCGCUGGAUCAAAUGGCAACUUGACAACAUCUUUCAAUUACCUAGGCGUCUCGCUCUGGGUCGGCGGGCUACUAUUUGCAACAAGUGUAACAACAAUCUGGGUGAGAAUAGAAGCAGCGGCAGGACGUAAGCAUGGGCAGAGUAACAGUUGGAAGCUAUAAGUAGCAUCAUAGACAAGAAUUAGAUUUCUAUAGAUAUUCUCGUAUAAUAUUUGAU
Messenger RNA from [Torrubiella] hemipterigena, 1510 nucleotides. The record is from the annotation of a GenBank genome assembly. Lineage: Eukaryota; Fungi; Ascomycota; Sordariomycetes; Hypocreales; Clavicipitaceae.